This is a messenger RNA of Closterium sp. NIES-67, 3636 nucleotides long. The record is from the annotation of a GenBank genome assembly. Lineage: Eukaryota; Viridiplantae; Streptophyta; Zygnematophyceae; Desmidiales; Closteriaceae.
UCACUUAUAGCAUCGCUAUGGCUUUUCUGGCGCAUUCGAAUUGACUGGGAGAGCCUCGAUCGAAGGUUAAUCGACGGAAUCCACUUCGAGUAGUGCAUGAAUACGCGAAUACUCAAGUACUCAUAUAGACGAAUCAGGAGUCGGGAUUCGUGGAGUUCGAGACUCUCUCGAAAAUCCCGUCCGGAGCUUGUCAGGAAACGUCCAGUUCCUGUCGCCCCGGGAGGAGAAUGGCUCAACCAUGUUGCAAGCCGCGAUUUCUGCUCGCCCGCUCUCUCUUCGUGCUCGUCGUCCCCACAGUCACUCCUCGUCGCGCAAAUCUCGCCUGCUGCAAAGGAGGCACGACUCGUGCGAGGCAUAGGAAUCAUAAGAAUGCGAGUUCGCCUCGCUGGCAUACGCUCGCUUCGCGCCACAAAUUUGAAGAGCUUCCUUUUCCUCCUCAUCGUCGCUCUCGCUUUUGGAAAGCGUGUCCGCCACUCGAAGGCCUGUGCGGCUAGCUGCGACGAAAUUCCUUUUCCGAAUCGGCAUCCGUGAAAGACCGAUCUGGUGUUGACGGAAUCCGUCAAACCUGAACUGAAAGGCGCGAGUCACGUGACGGAGUCAGGAAAGGCUAACUUGCGCACCCAUACUCCCUGACCGCCAUUAGCCUGUUGACACGUGUCAGCCAGCUGUCCUUAUCCAUUGAGCGAGCAUGGCUGUUGACGUGGCAUCCAUGUCAGCGGGCGAACUGGAGGCCGUGUGGCUGAGGCGAGCGGGCAUGAGGAGCGACCUGACUGUGACUAUACCGGGAGUGACUGUAUCCGGAGUGUCUUUCAACGUUCACAAGUACCCUCUAUACGCACGCACUGACUUUUUCCAGGAAUCGUCUUCGGAGGAUCCGGAUUCAGGCCGCAACGUCAUUGACCUCUCGGGCUUGCCGGGAAGCGAGAGGUCGUUCAAGCAGGUCGCUAGCUUCUGCUACGGAAUGGAUUUCAAGAUCUCACCUCUUGACGCUCCUGCCCUCGCGUGUGCCGCCGCAUUCCUUGGAAUGACGGACGACACUCGCAAGGGCAUGGGCAAGUACCGGGUUAACCUGCUGUCCUUCACGGCUGCUGCCAUCGCAGGCAUGCUGAAACACGCCGACUCCGCCCUUGCUGUGCUGCGAGGCUGUGCCGGGCUGCUGACUGAAGCAGACGCUCUAGGAAUCGUGGAGGAGGCAGCAAACCGGCUGGCCGAGCAUGCGGUUACCAGCCACAACCUUUCCACCUCAGCAAUUCACACUGGUGACGCCAUUGCUCUUCUGCCUCUGGACAUCUUUCAGCGCCUUCUUGCCAAGUUCAAGGAAAAAAAUCUGCCCGAAAGGGAAAUCGGCAGCGCCAUUGCCUACUAUGCGCAGCACAACCUGCCCGACCCAAAAUCCCUCUCCUCCCUCUCCUACUCGUCCGACCCUCCCCCUUCCUCCUCCACCACCCCCUCCUCCUCCCCAUCCUCCUCCUCCUCUCUCCCCGCCCUGUCGCUCUCCCCCGCUCACAACCGCCGGGUGUUAGAGGGGCUCACGUCUGCCCUGCCUGCUGGUGCUGGCAGCAUGCCCAUGCAACCCCUCCUGGGGCUGCUGCGCUGUGCCAUAGUGCUGAAUGCAAGCGAAGGGGUCAAGGGGACCCUGCAGCGCCGAGCGGGUGCUCUCUUCACAGACGCCUCUCUGGAUGACCUUCUCAUGUUGGAGAUCAGCGACGUGCAGGGGCUGCUGCACGGAUUCACCUCGGAGGAGCAUCUUGGCACCCUGCCUGAUCGCUCACAAGCUCUCCAGGCAGCAGCAUCACUCAUCGAUUCUUUCCUCCUCCACCUCUCCUCCCCUCCCACCGCUGACCCUGAUGCUGCGGAUGGUGUUGGGAAUGCUGCUGCUGCUGCCACCGGUGCUUCUAGUGCUUCUGCUGGUCUCUUUUCAGCCACCACUGCUGGUGCUCGAGCAAAGAAAGAAGCAGCUUAUAUCGAGGACAAGGCUGCCAGGGCUGCCAUGGAUGGCUCUGGUUCUGACACUCAGUCUCAGUCUCAAGCCUUCCAGCCGCUCCUGAGUGUUGUAGAGUUCAAACAUCUGGUCACUGCCCUCCCUGCCGAUGCCAGGCUUUCCCAUGACUCACUGUUUAAGGCGGUAACAGCCUACGUGACAGCUGUCGGCACAGGAUUGGCUGACUGGGAGGUGGUAACCCUGGUGGGGCUGGUGACCCCCUCCCGCCUCUCCCCCUCGGCCAUGGACGCUGCUGCUGCCUGCACGCUACUGCCACUGCCGUUUCUCGUUGCCGUGCUGCGAAUUCAAAAGCAGGAAGCAAGGGCGCUGUUCCAGCAGCAGCAGCGACAGGUGGCAGCAGAGGAGGCAGAGACACAGAGGGCGGAGGCAGCAGUGGGCGAGUUGAGGGGGCGGGUGCAGGCAAUGCGGGGGAGGAAGAGGGAAGUGCAGAGGGAGCUGCAGGUGGUAAAGGCUGCUCUGCUGGAGGACCACAGGGCGCUGCAGACCGAGCUUGCAGAGGCAGAGGCGCGCAAGGCUGCUCUGGAGCGGCAGCUGAGGAGCGCCGCUGCUGUGGCUGCGCAAUAGAGACUGUUCGGGCUGCACGUUUGGGGUGCGGAAUGUCUUGGCUGCUGCUCUGUGCGGCAGGCUGCAGAGGCACGCAAGGCUGCACUGGAGCAGCAGCUGAGGAACGCCGCUGCUGUGGCUGCACUCUAGAUGGGGUUAAGGUGGCUGCUCGUUAGAAGUGUCUGGCAAUGCUACUGUCUGUGCAUCAGAGGCGUGCUGUGGCUGUGGGGCAGAUGCAGAGACGCGGAAGGCCGCUCUGGAGCAGUAGCUUAGGACCGCUGCUGCUCAUUGGAGGUGCCUGCAGUGUCUGGCGGUGGUGUGGUGUGGUGGUGCGGCAGGGCGGUGGUCAAGAGGCGUGCAAGGCUGUUCUGGAGCGGCAGCUGAGGAACACCGCUUCUGUGGCUGCACGCUUGAAGGGGUUAAAGGGGCUGCUGUGGGUUAGACGGGUCAGGCAGCGCUAGGGUGUGUGCAUCAGGGCUGUGGUGCAGAGGCAGAGGCUCGCAAGGGUGCUCUGGAGCAGCAGCUGAGGAACGCUGCUGCGGUGGCUGCCGCUCGUUACAAGGGGUGUUGCCAGGGCUGCUGCUGUUGCCAUGGCUGUUGCUGUGCCUGCUAGCUAGAAGUGUCUGGCAAUGCUUCUGGUAUGAGACUGCCUUGUGGAGGCGCGCAAGGCUGCACUGGAGCAGCAGCUGAGGAACGCUGCUGCUGUGGCUGCGCACUUGGGGGUGUGGUGUCUUGGCUGCUGCUGUGUGUGGUGGGCGGCUGAGGCAGAGGCUUUAAGACUGCACUGGAGCAGCAGCUCAGGAACGCUGCUGCUGUGGCUGCACGCUAAGAGGAUUGACACGCUGUGGGCGCUGAGGGAUGGUAGGGGCGCUGCUGUGGCUGCCUGGAGCGUCGGAUGGUUGAUGGUUGGGGGAGGGAUGGUUCUGUGGUGUGUCUAGGCAUGUACAGGGGCGGAUACCCAGUCAGAGAGGCUGUGGGUAGUGCAGUUUACUACUGGCUUGAAGGCACUUGCAGCUUUUGCCCUCUCUAGUAGAUGUGUGUGUACAUACAGCAUCACUAUCUUGUGUAUCUUGUAUGAAGUGGCAGUACAG